This is a messenger RNA of Bombina bombina (fire-bellied toad), 1071 nucleotides long. RefSeq names its product paired amphipathic helix protein Sin3a. The transcript is spliced from 2 exons. Lineage: Eukaryota; Metazoa; Chordata; Amphibia; Anura; Bombinatoridae. The record is from RefSeq and is a predicted model, not a curated record. Bases 143 to 439 code for a protein of 98 amino acids.
UUUUCCCUGUAGAAAUUUGCGUAGAAUCAGGAAAUGUCAGAGAGGCAGAGAACAGGAGAAGGAUGGCAAUGGGAAACGGCCACUGGAGAAUUUGGAGAGUUUGGACAAGUUGGAAUGCAAGUUUAAACUGAAUUCCUACAAGAUGGUAUAUGUCAUUAAGUCUGAGGACUACAUGUACCGACGUACAGCCUUGUUGCGGGCACAGCAGUCACAUGAGCGUGUAAGCAAACGGCUACACCAGCGCUUCCAGUCCUGGCUGAGCAAGUGGAAUCUGGAGCAUGUGAGCCGAGAAAUGGCUUCUGACACUAGGAAAUGGCUAAUGGGGGAAGCAUUGGAGGGCAUGGUGCCCUGUGUUACAACUCGGGACUCUGAGAUACUGCACUUUGUGGACAUCAAUAAAUACCGUGUCAAAUAUGGGACUACCUUCAAGAACCCUUAAGGAUAACUGUAGAAAGUCCAGUCUUCAGUGGAAUUCUGGGAACUUGGGGGUUCAAGAGCAAGCUAACAAUGACUGAAGAAUAAUCAAGGAACAGAAAAGGCCUGUUCUUGCCUCACCUAGAGAUUUUAUUAAUCUCAUUUGCUGCCAGAGGUUUCAGGCACGUCACAGAAGAUGUUCAGGUUUAGUCUCCUGCCAACUCUUGGUCCCAGCAGAUUUUCAUCAUGGUCUCCUUCCCUCCGGUCUUGUAAAUAAUUGUAAAUAAACUACAAAAAAGAGGUCCUUCCAUUUGUAUCCCUCCCCAUCAACACAUUUUAUAGCAAGCUCUGUAUUAGUAUACGCUGCUGUAGCAAUCUUUGUAAUAUAGUGAUGAGGGAGGGAUGGGGCAUAUUAGCAAACCACCAACCCUUUGUUACACUUUCUACCAAAGGGAGUCUAUUGAGAACUGUGGUUAUAGUAUAUAUAUAUUAUAUAUACAUAUGUAUAUUUUUCUUUUCCUUGUCUGUCUGUCAGUGUGAGUGCUUUUUUCUCUGCUUUAUUUUUUUCCUUUUAUUUUUUUUUUAACUGUAAAUAAAGGUUUGGUAUGAAUAUGGUUUUUGAUGAAAACUAAAAUUAUAAAAUGCCAGAUUUUUUUU